Molecule: messenger RNA, 1131 nt
Organism: Clunio marinus
Lineage: Eukaryota; Metazoa; Arthropoda; Insecta; Diptera; Chironomidae
Source: the annotation of a GenBank genome assembly
AUGUCAUCACCUUCAUUACAAGGCUCUGCAUCACUUAGAGAAAUGGAAGAAAUUUUAAAAAGACGCAAACAAAACGAUGAUCAAACAUUAGUCAGCACAAACAUGAGUGCAAACAACUCGGAUUUGUUAAAUUGUUUCAUGCCGGGAGCGAAUGUGUUUUCACCACAAUUUCUAGCAAAUCAAACAGCAGCUGCUGUUGCAUUGAUGACAUGGCCAAUUCAACUUCGUGCGCAACUUGCAUCAGCGAUUCGCCUUCCGAAUCAUUCAAAUCUCUUUGGAUCUUGGCCACCAUUACCAACAUCACUUGGAUCUCAUGAAAUGACCAACAAAGUGAACAAAACAGCGAAACAAAAUAAAGUACAAUGCGUAAAUGAUUCCCAAAUUGUUUCUACGACAUCCGAUUUACUUCCUCAAAGGAAAACAGCGAAGAGAAAACAACAACCGGAAACUAUUAAGCGUUUGAAUCCAUUGAAAGUUCAUACAGAACAACUUUCGCCAGUUCCAAAAAAUUUGCUUUCGCCAUCAGAUACAGCAACAGAGAUCACAACUGCUUUUUCGAAUACUGCAAAAGAUCCUACGAAAGACAAAUUGAAAGCUCACAUGUUAAUUCAUAAUGGUGAGAAACCUUUUGGUUGUGGACAUUGUCAGUCGAAAUUCCGACGACGACAUCAUUUGAUGAGUCACAAAUGUGGAACUCCAAAUGCAUUAUCACCCGCUGAAAGUCCUUUAACAUUCGAUCAUAAGAGUAAUUGCUCAGAAAUGAGUGACGAAUCUUUAGAUUUAAAUAAAGCUCGUGAAGGAUUUGAAAAGUGUCAACAAUUGCUUGGCAACAUGCAAAGUCUUUCAAAAAGCCGCUUACCUGUGAAUUCAAACAACAAUUCUGCCAAAAUUAAUCUUCUUGACGUUCUCAAACAAAAUCAAAGUCAAAAACUUAGAAACUUUUCACACUUCUUUGGUCUACCCGUGGUUGUUCCCGAACAAACUGAGCCUGAAGAUUUGUCCCUUCAUUCGCCACGAUCUCGUGUAUCGACUGAUGAUUUGGAUGACAUCGACGACGCUUCUGUUAUGUAUUUGAAGUCACAUCAGUUGAAUGAUUACAAUGAUAAUGAGAGAAGUAAAACCGUUCAAUAG